Messenger RNA from Python bivittatus (Burmese python), 3220 nucleotides. It is a transcript of the gene MAP3K7CL, whose product is annotated as MAP3K7 C-terminal like. The record is from RefSeq and is a predicted model, not a curated record. Gene Ontology annotation, cellular component: cytosol; nucleus. Lineage: Eukaryota; Metazoa; Chordata; Lepidosauria; Squamata; Pythonidae.
UCUUGGCCUCCGGACAAUUUGCUGCUUUAAUACGGUCCCUGAUGGAAAGGGGUUUUGCCCAGGAAGCAUGACAAUGCUGUAAUCCUUCAUUGCGGGGAAGGGAAGGGACAGUGGAAUUGGGGCGGAAAACAGAAAAGGGUGGUCCUGAGGGCGUAAAAAGCCUAUGGGAAGUGCAGGUAGCAGCAUGUUGUCCUGACAGCUGUUUCAACUUCUCAGACCUUGUCAGUUCACUGCUAUGUAGCAGGUGCAGCCUUUUCUUUUCCUGAAUCUUUACUCCAUAAAGGCAACAACAAGUCAAGGCAGUGGCUGGCCCUGGAUUAUACAAGUGCAGACACUACUAAGUGAGGUGAAACAUACAACUAGACGCAUAGGUUCGAGUGCCCACAUGAUCACCACAGCAAGGGUACCUACUGAUAAACGGAUACGAAUUGCCUUCAGUCUAAAUGAUUCCCCAGAACAACAAUCCAGUGAGAUCAGCUGGAGAAGAGAGAAGAGAGAAGAGUUACUAGCCCAAAGUCAGCCAGUGAGGGGAAUGGUGAACUUGACCCUGAGGCUUCGUGUCCUCAAGCAAUACCUUAACUACUAUGAUUCACCCCCAGAGAAUGCCUUUCCUUUGGCUUUUCCAGAUCUAGAACAGCAGCUCCAGCCCCUGCCUCCCUGCCAUGACUCAAAGGAAUCUAUGCAGGUGUUCAAACAGCACUGCCAAAUAGCAGAAGAAUACUAUGAAGUCAAAAAGGAGAUUGCACUGCUUGAAGAAAGAAAAAAAGAGUUAAUCACUAGGCUAGAUCAAGCUGAGAAAGAGAACAGGGAUGCUGCACAGUUAACGAAGGAGUAUGCAGACCUGACGGAAGAGAAUCGGACACUGAAGUUGACCCAGACACAAUGUGUGGAACAGCUGGAGAAGCUUAGAAUACAGUAUCAAAAGAGACAGGGAUCAUCAUAACCUGAAUGAACAUAUCUGGGCCAAUAAAGAAUACAAAUCUUGGGUCUGCUGGGUAAAUGGAUUUUUUUCUUUCCCUGUCUCAAAGAUUCCUUCUAAAGAGUUGAAGCACUUAAACUUGCAGACUAUACAAGCAUCUAUAUUUAAUGUAAUGCUUUCCAGCCACUAGCUAAAUAUGGAUAUUGGAUAUUUUAUUUCAAGUAGCAUAGUUAGAGGCUUAUCAGUCCCUAUUAUAUAUGCAAAUGGAUCAAGUUUCUGUUCUAAAGAUAUUUCUUUCAGUUUUAAGAAGGUUUAAGUGCAUUAGAAACUGGUGUGAGUCAUCUCUGUGUUAGAGAGAGGAUCACACUAAGACAUGUGGCAGGAAAAAUGUUAACAUGGGACAUGCUGCAGCAAUGUUGUCUUCUAAAUUUGAACUUAGAAAACUGGGAGAAAAAUCAGUCUGUUAUCUGUCAAGAUAGGCAAAAAGGCACUUAAACAUAGAAGAACAUUUAAAAGUUAGCAACAUAGUACCUAAAUCACUUUCAUCAAAUUACAGCUAAAAAAUUAUAGACAAAUUCCUUGGUAGUAACCUCCAAUGUAUUUAAUAGAAUUUUAAUUCUGAAUAGAUUUUCAUAGGAUUUCAAUAUAAAUUAACAAGGUAAUUUGUACAGUGUUUAUACAGUAAGGGGACAGGUCUAUGUUACCUGUACUACUAAACUUCUUAAAAGUAAGUCCUGUUGAUGUUAAUGGCGAUUGUUUUGAAAAUUAGUUGUAGCACAGCUAUACAACAUAGCAAUUCUUUCUAAAUGAAGGCCUGAGGAUUUACUUCUUAAUAUUUGACAUCAAAUUCAAAAUGUUACAAAAUUACUUACUAUACAUAUUUUUAGAAAUAAAGUCUACUGAAAUUGUUACCCUUUCUGUGUAUGACACCUUAAAUUUUUAAAUAGUGUACAGAGUCUUUUAGUUGUGAUUUUAUACAAGCAGUUGAGUCUAUUAACAUUUGUGCUACACACAAAGCUCAAUAUACAUUUGCAACAAUAUAUGGUUGUGAUUACACCCUAAUUAUAAACAGUACUAAAGUAAAGUAAGUAAAGUAAGAAUCAGCCUGUUUCCAAUAAAAUGCAUGUUCAAACCAAACUGGAUGAGUUCGUUCCCCAUUUCUCUUUUUUCUAAAAGUAUCUUCAGUACCACAAGGUCAUCAGGAUUAUGAUGCUGGAAGAAGUAAGGAUCACUCAUCCAACUUGUGCUCUGAAACUAUUUAUCAGACCAGGAAAAACAUGCACGUAUUUCAACAGUACAGAAAAAGAAUUAUUAUACAUUUCUAUGGGAGUAAAUUAAUAGGAAUUGCAAAAGUGAAUUGAAUCACUGGCUUUAUUCCAUCUUCCUUCUUCACAUAGUCAGACAGGGCUAAAGAUUAGCUGCUUACAGAAAGAAUUCUGAAAAUCCUUUCCCUCCUUUCUGUGCCUGCCAAACUGCCAAGAGUCUUUUCCACCAAUGAACAGUUAAGUAUGUCAACACAGCCUGUGAACCGUUUCCUUCUGAUUUGGUGCUAAAACUGAAUUAUCAAUGUGAUUUACACAAAGUAGCAUUUCAGUCAUCAUUGGAAUGGGCAGCAAACACUCACUGAAGAAAACAUUCUUGGUAAUUUUGUUCAUGGGCAUAUUAAAAGUUACGUUGCUUUAAAGCAGCAAACUUAAUCAUGUUCAUGUUUUAUUUUAUAGAAAUCUAUUGUUCUGAGCUCUAGAAACUGCAGGAAAAUAAUAUGUAUCUAAGAUACAUAUGUGUAUGACAGAUACAGAAAAAGUGUUCCAUCCUCAUAGCCUUCCAGAAUUAUAGCCUGAGGCUUAGUCCAAACCAAAAUUUGUAUAGAAAUGUAUAUGAUUCUGAAUGCACAUAACUUUAAAUCCAUUAAUAUUACUUACUUUUAAGUAUACAAGCUAGGAUCAGGAAUGUAGAAAUUAUUUAUACAAAAAAAUAGAAAACCAACACAGAAAUAUUACAGUGGUGAAUAAUUAUAUUACAUGAUUGUCUAUUGGAAUUCCAAUCCCAAACACAUCACUUGGAAGUAAAUUCAGGCUGGGAUUUUCUCUUUGGUAAUAUGUUUAGGUUUGUGAUGAAAGAAGGGUUUAGUCUUAUAUCCAUAUUUUGAUGAACUUACUAGAAGAAAUGGCUGAUCAUCAAUAAAUAUUUAAAAUGUUGCAUUUCCUCCUUUUUCUCCAGAUACCUGUUUUCCUUGAAUCAGCUAAAAUGUCUUUGUUAUACUGCCAUUCUAUUCACAUGGUAUUUUUUUCAUUAAAAAAC